Messenger RNA from Coregonus sp. 'balchen', 605 nucleotides. NCBI's taxonomy places the organism in Eukaryota, Metazoa, Chordata, Actinopteri, Salmoniformes, Salmonidae. The record is from the annotation of a GenBank genome assembly.
AUGUGUUUUAUCUCCACAGAACUGUUGCUGUCUUUGGAGGAGCACCAGUAUGCGCUAGAAUUGAUCAUGGGUAGAUACCACAAGGAAAUGCUACAGCUUAUGAUGGAAAAGAAGGACCUGGACACACUGCCUGUUCUUAGCCUUCAUGAGGACCAUGCCGAGGUACACACCCUUUCUGCGUUCUCACGAUAAAUGUAAUAAUACAAUGUAUUAGCUAUGUGUCAUGUUUAUUUGACUGAAUUUAUUUGAUUGAAUUUGGAUUAUUAUGCAGGAAGUGCAAAGCCAACUGGAGCGGAUAUGUGAGAUGGGUCAGGUGAUGAGAAGAGCUGUUCAGGUGGACGACCAGCACUACUGCUCUGCGAGAGAAGCUGGCCCAGCUAGAGGUAAACAAUAAUAUAGUUAAUCAAGCAAAUUACUAUUUCACUAUUAGGGCAAAUAAAUAAAUAAAAAUACAAUUUAUCAACCCAGCAGCAUGACCAAUAUUCUCAUCCAUUUAGAUUGAAAACAAGGAGCUGCGAAAUCUACUGAUCAUUAGUAAGAGUUCUGUGAGGCCACAGGAAGACGACUCCAGCCAACCAGCGACAGAGGAAGAAGCCCAACCAUAG